AUGCUGACCGAGUUCCAGGUAUUUCUGCUCCUGUACACCAUCUUUCUCACGAUCGCAGGUGUGCAUGGAUUCGGACAGUCAAUAACCACCUUGGAAAUGGAUGAGGCCGUUAAAGCCGUCUAUAACGAGAUGGUUGGUCAAACAUUUGCCGUGUUAGGGAUGGCGAUUGCGAAGCUGUCGCUGGGUAUCUUCCUGCUCCGCAUUGUUAUCAAGCAAUGGCAUCGCAUAUCAAUCUGGGUAUCGAUGGUCAGCUUGUUGAUUGUGUCAGUGGCGACCGCCAUAAUCUUCUGGAUCCAACGUCUUCCAUCUGAAUCCAUAUAUGACCCUCGCGUCCCUGGGCGUACCAUUGUCAGAGUCACUCCGUUCUCCGUUUUACUUGGAUCCUGGUGUGCUGCUGUGGACUUCUACUUUGCUCUUCUUCCAUGGCUCUUCAUCUGGAAUCUUAACAUGAAGUUCAAGGAAAAGAUGUCUAUCGCAAUCAGUUUGAGUCUGGGAUUCAUAGCCUGUGUAUGCGGAAUUAUCAGAACAAUCGACCUAGGUGGGCUGUCCAGCUCAAACUACACCGAGGAUACCGUGAACCUGAUAAUCUGGUCCGCCGUGGAACUGGCUGUCACUCUCAUCUGCGUUGGCAUCCCCACCAUCCGCCCCCUCUAUCGCAUCAUCGUUCAUGGAUCCAAUCUGGAGAGUUCAGAGGGCAGAUAUGUUAAGCAUGAGGACUCUAGCCAUUCGUCCCGCUUCCGUAUGCGGAACCUGACGAAGGACACUACUACGUCUUUUAGUCCUGUACAGGAGGGCCAUACCGAGACGUAUAUUACUCGUGAUAACCGGAGUGAUGAAGAAAUCCUUGUGGGUCAGCAUGGAGCUAGUAAUAAUGGCAUUCGCAUUCGGGAGGACGUGCGACUGGAGAGAAUAUGA
Messenger RNA from Penicillium riverlandense, 915 nucleotides. RefSeq lists its product as uncharacterized. The record is from RefSeq and is a predicted model, not a curated record. The transcript has 4 exons. Bases 1 to 915 code for a protein of 304 amino acids. NCBI's taxonomy places the organism in Eukaryota, Fungi, Ascomycota, Eurotiomycetes, Eurotiales, Aspergillaceae.